Erinaceus europaeus (western European hedgehog) is the source of this 2170-nucleotide messenger RNA. It is a transcript of the gene LIMS2, whose product is annotated as LIM zinc finger domain containing 2. The transcript is spliced from 11 exons. Gene Ontology annotation, cellular component: focal adhesion; cell-cell junction; cytoplasm. Lineage: Eukaryota; Metazoa; Chordata; Mammalia; Eulipotyphla; Erinaceidae. The coding region runs from base 306 to 1409 and encodes 367 amino acids. Gene Ontology annotation, biological process: positive regulation of substrate adhesion-dependent cell spreading; cell-cell adhesion; positive regulation of integrin-mediated signaling pathway. The record is from RefSeq and is a predicted model, not a curated record.
AGAGAGAGAGAGUGGUGUCAGUCCAAGGUGGCAGCGGGGAUCUCUCCUACACUGAAAGUCCCAGCCCCCGCCUGGGGUGUCAGCCCUUGUUCUCCGCACCCCAGCACCUCUGGGAGGGGGGAGGGGUAGCGCUCCUGCCCUUGUCCCCAGCCCACCCUACAUCAUAGGCUGGGCUGGGCCAGGAGGAGCUUCUCCUGCCUUUUUUGGGGCGUCUCCCUGCUGUGCCCUGGACUUGCUGGCUGGCGCCCACUGACCCAGCUGCGGCAGAGGGAGAAGGGAGGCAACCCUGGCUCCCUGCAGCCAGGAUGACCGGAAGGCAGAGGAAGAGACUGCUCCAGCUUUCUGAUCUUCCUAGAAGUUUCUCAGAGGACUGGGAUCAGUGUGACAGAUUGCUCAACAUGUCCAAUGCCUUGGCCAAUGCGGCAUGCCAGCGCUGCCAGACCCGCUUUGCCCCUGCGGAAAGAAUCGUCAACAGCAAUGGAGAGUUAUUCCAUGAGCACUGCUUUGUGUGUGCGCAGUGCUUCCGGCCAUUCCCCGAGGGGCUCUUUUAUGAGUUCGAAGGCCGGAAGUACUGUGAGCAUGACUUCCAAAUGCUGUUUGCUCCGUGCUGCGGAUCCUGCGGUGAGUUCAUCAUUGGCCGCGUCAUCAAGGCCAUGAACAACAACUGGCAUCCAGGCUGCUUCCGCUGUGAGCUGUGUGAUGCUGAGCUGGCUGACCUGGGCUUCGUGAAGAACUCGGGCAGGCACUUGUGCCGGCCCUGCCACAACCGUGAGAAGGCCAAGGGGCUGGGCAAAUCCAUCUGCCAGCGCUGCCACAUGGUCAUGGAUGAGCAGCCCCUCAUGUUCAAGAGUGAUGCCUACCACCCAGAUCACUUCAACUGCACACACUGCGGGAAGGAGCUGACCGCUGAGGCCCGAGAGCUCAAAGGGGAGCUGUACUGUCUGCCCUGUCACGACAAGAUGGGUGUCCCCAUCUGUGGAGCCUGCCGCCGGCCCAUCGAGGGCCGUGUGGUCAACGCACUGGGCAAGCAGUGGCAUGUGGAGCACUUCGUCUGCGCCAAGUGUGAGAAGCCAUUCCUGGGACACCGGCAUUAUGAGAAAAAGGGUCUGGCUUACUGUGAGACCCACUACAACCAGCUCUUUGGGGAUGUCUGCUACAACUGCAGCCAUGUGAUCGAGGGUGAUGUGGUGUCAGCCCUCAACAAGGCCUGGUGUGUGAACUGCUUCUCCUGCUCCACUUGCAACAGCAAGCUCACCCUGAAGAACAAGUUUGUGGAGUUUGACAUGAAGCCCGUGUGUAAGAAGUGUUACGAGAAGUUCCCUCUGGAGCUGAAGAAGCGGCUGAAGAAGCUGUCGGAAAUGGCCUCCCGCAAGGCCCAGCCCAAGUCCGUGGGCCUCAACUCAGCCUGAGGUGCUGUCUGGGGCUUGCCACCCCAGGGUCUUGCUGGCUUCCUCCUCCUGCUGCCGGUUUCUGUCUGCCACCCCUGCUCCUUCUCUUCUCCCCAGACCCGUCUGCUCUCCCAUCUCUACCCUCUCUCCUCUGUUCAUCCUUCCUCAUUCAACUCUGCCUUCCUCCCGUCUCUCCACUCUCCUGCCUCCUCUCUGUUCCUUCUAUGGGGGUACAUAAAAGAGGGGCUGUCAGAGCUGGUGAGCCCAUGAUGGGUCUGUGCCUACAAAUUGCAGCCAAAAAUUAUUUAGGAACAAGAAUAAACCAUGGCCUAGGCUCACCUGGACAUGGGCCACAGUGCCCAGCCCAGACACCCCCAACCUGUGCCAUCCCCACAGGGAGCCCAGUACCUCACAUUCUUCCACAGAUGAGCAGUCUCUAUCCCAGAGACUGUGUACCCCUAAGACAGCCUCAGCCACGUUGACCUCCAGCCUCCAAUCCUUGGCCACAUGCUCACUCAACCACAUGCAGACUCCCUGUGCCCAGACAGGAACGGCAAGUCUUGCCAUCACAUCUCACAAAUCAGCACAAGAGACAAGUUCCCAAGACCCAAAGCCCUGUGGCCCCUGAAGCUCCUGCAGGGCAUUUGCUGGGGGACAGGGGGCUAUGAGGGACAGGAGUAGUGAUGAUCAGGCUGGUGGCCAUCUCUCCCUCCAGAUCUCACAGGACAUGGUGCUGGGAAUCACUCAAUAUUUGCAUAUUGAAUGAACACUUACUGACAUGA